AUGGAGCUAGCGUUGCGGCUCUAUGAUGCCAUACACACCCUGCAAUGUCCGUUGAAGGUCAUUAGCAUCAUCCCUGGGGAACAGCAAUUCUCAGUGGUGACUGAUGAUGAUCAGCGUACUCUCGAAAUUGGGGUGCUGAUGGAUACCUACCUCGCGCUCUUCAAACAAUGCCAUGACUUACAGCACGCGGAGCUUGAGCUUUGGGACGAGUACAUUUUGACGGUAGGGUACCUUUUCACUACCAAUGAGAACCACACGAUGAUCUUACGCCAUUGGGAGGCCGUGCAACGGCUUGUGGCCGAGCGCGGGCCGCAAUUCCUCGAUACUGAGCUCGAUGUGGUGUCGACCCUUAUCGCCAGCCGCCUCUCUCGAAUCAAUAAAAGCUCAAGCUUAUGGCUUCUUAUACGCAAGCUUGUGGCCCAGAAAGGCUUACCCUUAACGGAGAGUCUGAUGGCUCGAGUAAUGGCGUCGUUACGCCAUCACUUUGCCAACUACUACGCCGCCAACUUCGUGCGCUGGUAUGUGGCAGUAUUGUUGGAUCAAGGACAAGAUAUCACUUCGAUAUUGGAGGCGGUGGUGGCGGAGUGUCGUGCUAAUCUUCGUGACGUUAGUCUUUGGUCGCUUCUAGGGUUUAUUCUUGCCCCUGAAGUUGAAGGCUACGUUAGCGAAUAUGAGAGAUUUGGUGGUUCGAAAAGGGGAUUGUUUAAUACUAAAAGACACCAGAUGGAGAUGCAGCAGGUGGCGGUGGACCAGAUCCAGUGGCUCUUGCUGGUGAAGUGUCCCUAUGAAAACCCGUUUGUGGUGCUCCGCCAAGUGGUGGGCGAGCGGGUGUUUGACCAGGUGGUACCAGACCCUGUGAUCAACGUCACCCAAAGUGCGUUUAUAUAA
Molecule: messenger RNA, 888 nt
Organism: Diutina rugosa
Lineage: Eukaryota; Fungi; Ascomycota; Pichiomycetes; Serinales; Debaryomycetaceae
Exons: 1
Coding region: 1-888 (295 amino acids)
Source: RefSeq, a predicted model, not a curated record